Molecule: messenger RNA, 1493 nt
Organism: Rhododendron vialii
Lineage: Eukaryota; Viridiplantae; Streptophyta; Magnoliopsida; Ericales; Ericaceae
Product: F-box protein At4g00893-like
Exons: 2
Coding region: 168-1088 (306 amino acids)
Molecular function (GO): protein binding
Source: RefSeq, a predicted model, not a curated record
AUCGAAAAGGCAAAGGUAAGCCCAAAGUUUUGCGUAUACAAAACAAUAGGGUUAGCUCUGUUGUUAACAGUCCCUGAUUUCUCUGGGCAAAACUAUCUGGAAUUGGUAUAGACAUUCCUAUUGAGUUGGACCCUUUUGAAUUUUUUCCUUGCAGCAAUACCGUGAUCAUGGGAAACACUGGCGACUACAAAGUCGAAACAAGGUCAUGGUCCGAUCUCCCUCACGAGCUCCUGGCCCCGGUCGCGGAUGGCUUAGGCAUAAUCGAGCUCCUUGGUUUCCGUGGCACAUGCAAGGACUGGCGCUCUGCUUCCUCGACCGCCUCAGCUGAGAUCGAAUCCUCUCCACAUCGCAAGCCUUGGUUCCUGCUCUACGCGGAGGGAAAUCCACAAUGCCAACUCUGCAAUGUCUCUGCAAGAACUCAGUACUCCAUCAACAUCCCUGAAUUGGAAGAAUCAGCUUGCCUUGCAUCGAACCACGGUUGGCUCCUCCUAUUCAACAAAGGAUCAAUCCUCUUUUUCUGCCCAUUCUCCCGUGAGAAAAUAGAGCUUCCGGAUUUCCCCCACUCGGAAAUAUCGGACCAUGUUGCUGUAUUUUCAGCUCCGCCCACCUCCAAGAAGUGCACUCUUUGCGUCAUUAACCGCAAAGACGAACACGAUAUGGAGCUGAACAUUCUCAAACGCGGGGAGCAAAAAUGGGAUAAAGUCUACUAUCCCGACGAAGAAAGGAUGGAUAAGGUUGUGGGCGUGGGUUUUCGGGAUAAAUGUUUCUAUUUCUUUGACAAAGACAAAAAGGUAUUGACAUACAAGAAGAAGGAGUGGGAAAUUUACAGGAUAGUAGUGGAUUCAAAAGCCCCUGCUGUUAUUCUGCCGUUUCAUAGCCACAGGAGCUGUCUCAUGGGCAAUGGGAUUCUGAAAACUUGGUUGAAUUUGGGGGAGGAUGUUUCAAUUUCUACGUGUGGGACGCGUUAUGGUGACGAUAUUGUCCACAACGAGAACGUUGAGGCUUCGAAAGAGGGCGAAACCCGGAAGCUGAAAGGGAUAUGGAUUCAUCCUCGGUUCCUUCAAGCUCCUUCAAAUCAGUGCUGGUGAUCUCUUUUAAGGGUUUGCCUAUAUUACCUACGUAUAAGUUUAUAAAGCCUUCUAUAUUUUCCAUUGGUGACUCCGUAGGGAUUUGUUGGACCCUGAUUUAUAUUGCAGAGUGUGGUAUUUGAAUAAGUCAAUUGGCAUUUUCUAAGAUGAGAAUUGGAGAUUAUUAAGAUGGACUGGGGGCUCUGCCCUCCCUAUUGAGGGACAACACCUGCUGUCCCGGCCGAGCGGGGGCAUGGAAUGUGUCUUGAAAAUAAGUUACGUGCACUGGUUUUGGUUAAAGUUACUGCAGGUUUAGAAAAUAGCAAAUAAUUUGAGACUUCUCUUUCCUUGCUACUAUUUGUUCUUUAUUUGUCUCUAGAAGUUUGGUGAUGAAGUUUAUCACCAGCUUCAAUCAGGUUUUCUACC